GCCCGCCCGCCCGCCCGCCCGCGGCCGCCCGGGAGCUCGUCCAGCCCCGCGCUCCUCUCGCCCGCCCGCCGGCCGCCGCCAGCGCCUGUCCGCCUGCCGCCCGCGCUCGCCCCCGCGGCUCUACGGCCCGGUCAUAGAUCACAGAAACUCAGAAGACAAGCACCAAUUCUCUUACCAUGUCGUACAGACGAGAACUAGAGAAAUACCGUGACCUGGAUGAAGAUGAAAUCCUCGGAGCCCUCACGGAGGAAGAGCUCAGGACCCUGGAAAAUGAGCUGGAUGAGCUGGACCCUGACAAUGCACUGCUGCCUGCAGGCCUGAGGCAGAAGGAUCAGACCACCAAGGCGCCCACGGGCCCCUUUAAAAGGGAGGAGCUCUUGGAUCACUUGGAAAAGCAAGCAAAGGAGUUUAAAGACCGAGAAGAUCUGGUCCCCUACACAGGGGAAAAGCGAGGAAAGGUCUGGGUCCCCAAGCAGAAGCCGAUGGAUCCUGUGCUGGAAAGUGUGACCCUGGAGCCAGAGCUGGAGGAGGCAUUGGCAAACGCCUCAGAUGCAGAACUCUGUGACAUCGCAGCUAUCCUGGGCAUGCACACACUCAUGAGCAACCAGCAGUACUACCAGGCCUUGGGCAGCAGCUCCAUCGUGAACAAGGAGGGACUCAACAGUGUGAUCAAACCGACACAAUACAAGCCUGUGCCCGAUGAAGAGCCAAAUUCAACAGACGUCGAGGAAACCCUGGAGCGGAUAAAGAACAAUGACCCCAAACUUGAGGAGGUUAACCUCAACAAUAUCCGGAACAUCCCCAUACCCACUCUCAAGGCGUAUGCAGAAGCCCUGAAAGAUAACUCAUAUGUGAAGAAGUUCAGCAUCGUGGGAACACGGAGCAAUGACCCUGUGGCGCAUGCCCUUGCGGAGAUGCUCAAGGUAAAUAAGGUGCUGAAGACGCUGAACGUGGAAUCCAACUUCAUAUCUGGAGCCGGGAUCCUGCACCUGGUGGAAGCUCUUCCAUACAACACUUCUCUAGUGGAACUGAAAAUCGAUAACCAGAGCCAGCCUCUGGGCAACAAAGUGGAAAUGGAGAUUGUGAGCAUGUUGGAAAAGAACGCAACGCUUCUCAAAUUCGGCUACCACUUUACCCAGCAGGGGCCCCGGCUGCGGGCGUCCAACGCGAUGAUGAACAACAACGACCUUGUGAGGAAGAGGAGGCUCGCAGACUUGACUGGGCCCAUCAUUCCCAAGGUCCGAAGUGGCGUCUAGUGUGUGGAGGGGACGACUGUGCCUUUGAACUGCACAAGUUCUACUGAUAAUCUGUGCUCUGCAGUGGAAACCAGAAGGCAAAAUGCCAGCACAAAACCCUUUCAUGGUUCAGUUCUUUAUGCACUAAGGUUUUAGGUUAACUAGUGGUUGUAGUUGAAAAUUUUAUAAACUAUGGUUAAUGUGAAGUUUUUCUUUAGUCACAGAAGUUCAGUCUGGUUAUUAUUUAAAAACUAAGAAGAUCCCAAACCGACAGAUCUUACUGAAGAUGUUCUAGCAGCAGGACUUAGCCCUGGGAGACCAGUUUCGGUGGCCUUGCUGCGUGGUGUUUCAGGGGUACUUAGAAUGUGUAACAUAGGAACAAACAGCCCACUCUUCCGCAUGGUGGGGAAGCAUUAUAAAAUCCUUUAUUAUGAAUUUGAUCUUACGUAUUUAGCAAACAGAUCAUCAUUCUUUAUUGGCCCUCCUUUAAAUCUGAAAAACCUCAAGAUUAAAGUUGCCAAGUUGAUUACUGGGUCAGGAACACAAUUUUGCCCUUCAAGAAAGAGAGACUGAAGCCACAGAGCUCUGCCAGGAAUCCAGGAACAUGAGAUUCCUUUUGCUGGACACAAGGAAAUGAUGGAAAAGCCAACGGUGGAAUUUCAAGUUUCAAUAAACCAUCCUUUCUUUACCAAUCCCAGGCAACAAACAUUUCCCUGACUGUUCUUUAUGAACAUCUGGGAUCUAUUUACAGUUUAAUAUUGGAAUCGGAAAGAAUUUUUUCCUUAUUGAAUGCCAUCUGCAAUGAUGUGAAAACCUAUAGCCAAAUACUUGAAAAUACCUUUCCACAUUGCACAGUGGUCCAAUGCCUUAUGUGAGGUAAAACACUAGAGAGAAAUUUCUAGUCCAUCGCAGGUAUGCUUACAGACUCCAACCAUGUGUCACAUCACUUAUUAGACAAGUCACCACUGAUCUCAUGCCUGUAAAUUAAGGCUCUGAAAGCCAACGGUGAAGAAAAUCCAGGUAUUAAAGAAUUAGGAAACCCUGGCCAAACCAUCCCAAGAUGAUUAUUCUGAAAAUGUAAUAAUGGUGUUUCUGCCAGAUCCCUUUUUAACAUCAUGCGUAUCUCUUGGGAUCCAGCAAAAAUGUUAAGCCACAAUGCCCUUGUGCCUUUUAAUAUGCCACAGUGCCAGUUAAACUAGCAUUUCUGUUGCUUGGGAGUGAUUUUCAUGAGUGAUUCAGCAAAUCUUAUGAUAAAGGACAGGCCAAAGAGCUGACGAGCACGGACUAAGCUGUGGAGCACUGAGCAGAGGCUUUUGACGAAAAAGGAAGUCUUGCACACUGAACUGUAAUGAUGUGGCCGGUACAGGGUAACCAGAGGUGGAGCCAGGGCCUCACCACUACAGAAGAGUGUCUACUAAGGCUGCAGAUGGGCCCGGGAGUGGCACCACACUGUUGGGAUGGCCGGCCCCACUAGGCUUCUCCUUGAAACACAACUGCAGCUGUAUUCUGCAUCACUGGAAACUGCAAUAUAAUAUUAAAUCUGUUGGUCUGUG
This is a messenger RNA of Zalophus californianus (California sea lion), 2788 nucleotides long. RefSeq names its product tropomodulin 1 (gene TMOD1). NCBI's taxonomy places the organism in Eukaryota, Metazoa, Chordata, Mammalia, Carnivora, Otariidae. Gene Ontology annotation, biological process: pointed-end actin filament capping; myofibril assembly; muscle contraction. Gene Ontology annotation, molecular function: tropomyosin binding. Bases 177 to 1256 code for a protein of 359 amino acids. The record is from RefSeq and is a predicted model, not a curated record. The transcript is spliced from 10 exons. Gene Ontology annotation, cellular component: myofibril; striated muscle thin filament.